This is a messenger RNA of Penicillium bovifimosum, 3366 nucleotides long. Its product is annotated as putative PHD finger domain protein. The transcript is spliced from 2 exons. The coding region runs from base 1 to 3366 and encodes 1121 amino acids. Lineage: Eukaryota; Fungi; Ascomycota; Eurotiomycetes; Eurotiales; Aspergillaceae. Gene Ontology annotation, biological process: regulation of transcription by RNA polymerase II. The record is from RefSeq and is a predicted model, not a curated record.
AUGGCACCGUCGGGCAGACAUUCAAUCUCUGGUCGCCCGUCGCGUCAUAGACCCGGGUCCUCCCUCAUAUCAUCGAAUAGCGCCUCAUUAGAUUCCCCUGAGGGACCUCCUACGAAGAAAAGAAAGUACGUCCCAGGUGGUCCUGGAGGAGGAGGAAGAUUCGUCGACUUUGAGGCCGCUUCUGCUGCUGCUGCUGCUGCUGCUGCCGUGGCCGACGCUGCCCAAGAAACGCCCAGGAGAGCAACUGCUCCGCGACGACACUCCACGAGCACUCGAGGCCGCCCGCCAGGUCGCGGUCGUCCUCCAGGUCGUCGCCCAGGCCGUCCCCCAGGCCGUCCCCCAGGCCGCCCACCGCGCGAACCGCGCGAAAUGGAGCAACCAUUACUAGCCCCUCCACCGCCACCGACCGUACCGACAACACCACCAUCCAUGGGUCGUCCAAGGCGCGACAAGACACAACACCUCGCUCGCUUCACCUCUUCCACAGCUGCUGCUCUUGCUCUACAGCAGGGCGAUGGGUAUAAACCACGCGAAGAACGCGGAUGGGAGGAGUUUCAUCCCGACCUGGACAUCGAUGGCAAACUAGCAGUCUUCACCGCUGCAGAGGUUGAUGCUCCAAAUCCAUCUGUGCCUGUCUUGAGCUUGGAGUCGCUAGCUGGCGCGACAGUCAUGGACCAUUCAGGAUCUCCAGUCAUUGUGUCCAGUGAAUUGGCUACCCCCAUUCCGAUCAAACGCAGGCCUGGCCGUCCACCGCGUCGUCCAGAGGCCAUCCUGAAUGCUCUCCUCGCCCAGCAAGGACAUAAGGUCAUACCGCCUCCGGGUCCCAAUCCCCGGGAGAAGUUGACACUGCCGAAGCCGUCGUUCAGAUUGCGCGACCCUUUCACAUUCUACGAGCAGAAGGGUGUUGGUAAUCAGAACUACGUUGACCGUACAAUGGCGAAUGUAGGAUACCAGGAGAGCGACCUAUUCUUGCGCCAUGACCGACGCUUUAUUCGAAUGACUGAGGGCACACAAGAAGAUGAUCUGGAUGUAAUCCAGCCUGCCAUGACGGAAGGCGAUGUCAAUACUACCAUUGGGCGUGUGGAAUACGACAUGGAUGAGCAGGACGAGAAAUGGUUGGAAGAAUACAAUGCUAAGCGUCGUGAAGAUCAACUCGAACCCAUCAAACCUGCUGUGUUCGAAAUCACCAUGACCAAAAUCGAGAGGGAAUGGCACGCCCUGGAGAAGCGCAUCCCCAAACCGAAUCCCAAGCCUCCACAAACAGGACGUCUUCGCUCCAGCUCUGCGGCUGCAGUCAACGGUGAGACUGCUGGACCGGGCGAGGAACAAGAUAGCAAGUGUGCUAUAUGUGAUGACGGCGACUGCGAAAAUGCGAAUGCGAUCGUUUUCUGCGAUGGUUGCGACCUCGCAGUCCACCAAGAGUGCUACGGUGUCCCAUUCAUCCCAGAAGGUCAAUGGCUCUGCCGCAAGUGCCAGCUACUAGGAAGAGGUUCCACAAAUUGCAUCUUCUGUCCUAAUACCGAGGGUGCGUUCAAGCAGACAACCUCGUCGAAAUGGGCUCACCUCCUCUGCUCCUUCUGGAUUCCUGAGGUUUCUAUUGGCAACCCGUCUCUUAUGGAGCCGGUAACCGACGUUGAAAAGGUUCCACGAAGUCGCUGGAAGUUGAAUUGCUACAUCUGCAAGCAGCGGAUGGGUGCAUCUAUCCAAUGCAGUAACAAAAAUUGCUUUGUUGCCUUCCACGUCUCAUGCGCCCGCAGGGCUCAACUUUAUCUGAAGAUGAAGAUUGGUCAUGGCCUUAUGGACUCCCACCUUCUCAAGGCUUUCUGCGACAAGCACGUUCCUCCUGAAUGGCAGCUGGAGCAUAAUACCGAUGUUGCAACUGCCGAUGCCAUGGAAUAUUACCGCACCACCAUGCAGGGUCGGCGCUGGGGAGACAGCCAAGCUGCGGCUCUCUCUAUGGGCCCGGCGCACCCCGAUGACGGAGGCGAAGAGGAUCGCACACUCACACCUCGCAUUACCCUGACUGUGGGCGGCAAUAAACGAAGGCGCGUUCCCAGAAUGAUUUGGAAGCUUCCCUCGGGUGCUCCUGUGAUCCCUCAGGUUGUGCUGAAUUCGGUAAUUGCCUCUCUUGGACGAUUCACGGUUCGCCAAAGAAAGCAGUAUGCCGAGGAUGCAUCUAAAUAUUGGACCCUUAAACGAGAGGCGAGACGUGGAGCAGCAUUGCUCAAGCGGCUUCAGUUGCAGCUAGAGACAUUCUCAUCUAUGGAAAUGACCCGAAGAGACUAUGUGGCGAUGGGUGUUACCGGGCACAAACGUCUGGAGCGUCGCAUUGAGUUUGGUGAGCGACUUUACAAGGACUUGGAUCGAUUGAGAAUGCUAUGUGAUGAAGUGAAGAAAAGGGAGAGGGAGAAGUUGAAGGAUGCGGAGAUGCUUCGCAGCAUCGUCGAUAUUGUCUACUUCCCCUUGUUCCCACUGCUUUGGCCCAUCUUUGAGAAAGCGCAACUGCUCGACAGCAAGGGUCUGUUUGCAGCUGGUCUGAUGUCCAUCCGGCAGAGACUCACCGAACGUUUCUAUCCUUCCGUUGCUUCCUUCUCCACCGAUCUGGCCAGUCUUUUUACGUCAGAAAUCGGCGUGGAGCCGGCUGGUGACACCGCCGAACUCCAAGCGCAGAUCAGUGGUCGUGCCCCGGAGCUCAGCUUGGAGCAACGUGAGAAGCGAAAAUUGGCCAAGAGGAUCAUCAAAGUCAUUCAGCCUUCACUGGAAGAUGCAAUCAGGAAGGAGAGUGAGCUCAACCGCAAACCAUUCGAGCAGGAAUUGAAGGAAUUAGAUGCGCUUCUCGACCGCAGUGUCAUCUCGCGUGGCAUUUCCAUUGAGCCAGAAGGUGAUACUGUGCUAUCUGCUCACCCUGAUGCUAUGGAGGGUGUCGAACCUACACUUCCUACAACGGAAGCUCCAUCCGAAGCCCAGCCUGCUGCAGACGACCAACCCCCUAAUGUUUCUGCGGCAGAAGAUCAACCAAUGGCAGAAGAGCAAACACCUGCUGAACAGCUUCCGGAGGCUGCCCCCACGUUUUAUAGACACCCAACACCUAUCCUGACUGAGCAGGAUCAGCAGCUGCCUUUGGCUCAGGGUGGUAUUCAAUGGUACAUGCAGCCGUUCGACCCCGUUGGUACGACUAUUCACGAGGAACGGUGGACUGGACGAGAUGUCAUGCGCGGCAUGAGUGAAGAGCUCAGUGAAUUGGACGAAGAUGAGCUUGAAGGGCUGAAGGACUUGGUGAACGAUGGGGAGUUCAAGGCCCAGGCCCCCACCCCGGUCGCGCCACCACAGAGUACUCGCCAGACUCGACGUUUACGCGCACGAUGA